AUGGGUAAUUGCUGCGGAUAAUCCUCAAUCAUGGAGUGUCACUAGCAAUAAAUUGUCACCAAGGAUCUCUUAGGUGAAGAGUAUGCAAACAAGGCUGCAUUAACGAUUCAAUCCUAUGUUCGAGGAUAUUUGAUUAGGAAAAAGCAUAGAAAUCACAAAAAUAAUAGUGUGGCCAUCACAGCGACCAAUGAAUAUAGUUACUCAAACAAACAAAGCAGAUAAGAAAUUUAGUUGGUCGAUUUAAAAGGGCUCAACUCUAUCUCCAAAGAAACUAACAUACCUCAAAAUCUCAAAACUAUCGAAAAGGUACCAGAAACGCUUGACAAUUAAACAAAAUCAGUACAUUUAUUCUUUAAAUUUGAUUCCCUUUUUUAGUUGAGGCAAGGCCUACCCAAAUUUAUUUAUGAGGAGUCCCAAUUAGAACCAGGCUUGAUAACAAGAGGACCCGUGCAGGAUGAACUUGAUCAUAUAUAUAUAGGUUAAUGGAAGGAUAAUGCAAAAUGGGGUCGAGGAAUCUAAUAUUGGUCGGAUGGCUCCUACUAUGAGGGAUACUGGAGGGAUAAUAAAUAAAAUGGAAAGGGAAGACUCAUCCAUGUGGAAGGAGACGUUUACGAAGGCGAUUGGUUAGAUGACAAAGCCCACGGCCAAGGGAAAUUGACCACUUCCAACGGAGGAUAUUAUGUUGGCGGCUGGAUUAACGACAAAUAAAAUGGUUAAGGCAAGGAACUAUGGCCAGAUGGAGCAAGUUUUGAAGGACAUUAUGUUGACGGCAUGAAAUUUGGUUAAGGCAUAUACACUGUUGCCAAUGGUUCUCAAUAUGUGGGAGAGUUUGCAGAUAAUUGCUUCUGUGGUUUUGGAACUUACAAAUGUUCGGAUGGAACUAAAUACAUAGGGUAUUGGAAGUAAAAUAAAAUGAAUGGAUAAGGAGAGUUUCAUUGGAAUGAUGGUUCAAAAUAUAUUGGAGAAUUCCUAAACGAUUUAAGAGAUGGAUUUGGCACAUUUUAUUAUGGCGAUGGAAGAAUUUAUAAAGGGUAAUGGAAAAUUGGAAAAAGACAUGGCAAUGGAACUUAUAUUGGGAGAAACAAAGUGGAAAAAUAAGGCAAAUGGUAGAAUGGAAUUUUUGUAGUCUGGGAAAAAUAAUUUACAAACUCCUCCGUUGGUGACGAUGCUCUAUUUCAUUGA
Molecule: messenger RNA, 1182 nt
Organism: Paramecium tetraurelia
Lineage: Eukaryota; Ciliophora; Oligohymenophorea; Peniculida; Parameciidae
Exons: 6
Molecular function (GO): protein binding
Source: RefSeq, a predicted model, not a curated record